AUGGAAUUUAUAAAUUAAUAAAACAACAUUAGAAAAAUUUAUUAUUAAAUUAAUGAUAAUAGUCAAACCAUUUUAUCUUCAAACAAUGCAUCUAUUCUCUAAAGUUAAAUAAACAAGGAAUUAUUAUAAUUAAAAUAAGAAAAUGAUAGUUUAUAAUCAAAGUUCAAUAAUCUUUAAUUUUGUGUAGAACAAUUACAAUCAUCCAAAGAUUAGUUAUAAAAUAAAUAUGAAGAAUUACAAAAAUUAUAUGAGGUAUUACAAAAGGAAAAUAUUGAUUUAAAAAAAUAGAUUGAGAGAUAAGAAAACUAAAAAUAAUUGCAUAACAAUGAUAAUAUAUAAAAAUUAUAAAAUGAGAAUUAAUUUUUAAAGUAAUAAAAUGAGGAGAAAGUAAAAUAAGUUAAUAGGUUGAUAAAAAUUCAACUAUAAUUACAUCAAGAAAAAUAAGAAUUAGAAUAGCUAUUAGAAUAACUUAAAUCUUUUGCCAAAAAUAACUCAGAAAUCAAAAUAUAAGAUUUAUAAACAUAAAAUAGAAAUUCAGAUGAGAAUUAAAUUUAAUAUUCAUAAUAAAUACCAGUAGCUUAAUCUCUAUAAUAAAUAAAAAAAGAAUCUUUUCUAGAAACUCCAGAAAAACUCGAAUAAUAAUAUAAAUAGAAACCAAAAAUUCAAGAAAUUGAGUUAAAAGAUGAGUAUGAAACUCCAUGCGGACAUAAAAUAUCUACUCAAUAAUUAUAAAAUGUAAUACAAAAAGCAAAUAAAUUAAAAAAACUCCCUUAAUGUAUAGUUUGUUAUUCAUAAAUUGAAUUAGAUGAAGUGUAUAAAAAAUAAGAUACUAUAGAGAAAUUUUAAGAAGAAAGUAGCCAUUAAAAAUUAGAAGAUUCUUAAUAAAUUUAAAAAAAGAAAAGAAAACAGGAUUGA
Paramecium primaurelia is the source of this 915-nucleotide messenger RNA. NCBI's taxonomy places the organism in Eukaryota, Ciliophora, Oligohymenophorea, Peniculida, Parameciidae. The record is from the annotation of a GenBank genome assembly.